Adineta steineri is the source of this 1083-nucleotide messenger RNA. The record is from the annotation of a GenBank genome assembly. NCBI's taxonomy places the organism in Eukaryota, Metazoa, Rotifera, Eurotatoria, Adinetida, Adinetidae.
AUGGACUAUGAAAAACGUACGUGGCUUUAUUUAAAAAAUGAAUUCUUUUGGGUGGGUGAUAGUAAAAAUGAAACACUUCAUAUCGGCUUGAUUAGCGACAAUCAAGCUGGUGUUCGUGCCUUCAUGGGUAUCUUACAUUCUCUUGUCAAUCUUCCAGCAUCGUAUCCUUCACAAUAUCUAACACGCUCCAGUGCCAAAGUCUUUCCACACUAUCUCAUUCAUGUUGGUGAUGCAGUACAAUCUUAUGACUCUCUAGACGAGUGGCAAACUGAAUUUGCCGAUCCUCUGUCUUACGCGUGGAGUAGUGGACAAGGAAAUUCUCCACCACCAAUACUCUAUGCUCACGGUAAUCAUGAUCAAGAUAUAAACAGUCGAUACAUAUACACAACGGGAGAACGGCAAGGUAAAAAUUGGUUCAGUACAACUCUUGGUGCAGCUCAUUUAGUCGUACUCGACUCGCAACCACUAGCUCAGGCUGAAACUCAACUCGACUGGCUCCGUCGAGAAACUCAUAUGGAGGCAUGGAUGCAGGCUUCAUUUCGUAUUGCCAUUGUUCACAUUGCACCUUUCAUCGAAUAUUGGGAUCCACGUGCUUGGGAAGAACUUGGUGAGAAAUACUGGGGAAAGUAUGUGCAAACGAAACUAGUACCGAUUCUCAUGGAUAGUGGGGUUGAUUUAAUUAUCAGUGGACAUCAACAUAUCUACUCACGAGGAUGGAUGUCGAAUGAAGUGGGCAAAGAACUUAUCAAAGAUGAGUUUGACAUCAGUAUGAAUAGCAGUGACAAGCGUCAACGUGUGCGUGUGAUAGCGAAUAGUUGGAAGCAAAAUCGUGUUUUACAAGGCAAGGACAAUUUAACUUACUAUAUCGAUCAUCUUCAAAAAGGUGCGAUGAUGACAGUGAUCGGUGGAGCUGGAGGUGAGCUUGAUUCAAAACAAGUAGAAGACUGGGGCUUCUAUGAGAAGACCGUUCUCGGACAACAUCACUUUGCAAUGAUCACGCUGAAUAAUGAAGAGUCUCGCUUGAUAUGGAGAGCGUACGAUGCGAAUAGCCAGUUAAUAGAUAAAUUUGAUCUCAUACGAUAA